Molecule: messenger RNA, 2418 nt
Organism: Propithecus coquereli (Coquerel's sifaka)
Lineage: Eukaryota; Metazoa; Chordata; Mammalia; Primates; Indriidae
Gene: TTC19
Product: tetratricopeptide repeat domain 19
Exons: 10
Coding region: 93-1220 (375 amino acids)
Biological process (GO): mitochondrial respiratory chain complex III assembly
Cellular component (GO): mitochondrial inner membrane
Molecular function (GO): protein binding
Source: RefSeq, a predicted model, not a curated record
ACGGCCUGACCAAUCCGGCGAGCGCUCGGCGCGGGGGGCGGGGCGCCCCGGCCUCGGCCGGGCCUGCAGUGCGCAGAGGACGCGGCGGGAGCAUGUACCGGCUCCUGAGCCGGGGCUUGGGCGGAGGCCUCUUGCGGGCCGCAGGGCGGCGGUGCCGGGGCUGCUCGGCGCGCCUGUUCCCCGGGCUGGCCGGAGGCCCGGGGCCCGAGGUGCAGGUGCCGCCAUCCCGAGUCGCGCCGCACGGGGGGGGCCCGGGCUUGCUGCCGCUGCUGGCAGCGCUCGCCUGGUUCUCGAGGCCUGCUGCAACAGAGGAGGAAGAGCAGCAGGGAGCGGACGGGGCCGCCGCUGCCGAGGACGAGGACGAGGCCGAGGCCGAGAUCAUUCAGCUGCUGAAGCGAGCCAAGUUGAGCAUCAUGAAAGAUGAACCAGAAGAAGCUGAGCUAAUUUUGCAUGACGCUCUUCGUCUUGCCUAUCAGAGGGAUAACAAGAAGGCCAUCACUUACACUUAUGAUUUGAUGGCCAACUUAGCAUUUAUACGGGGUCAGCUUGAAAAUGCAGAACAACUUUUUAAAGCAACAAUGAGUUACCUGCUCGGAGGAGGCAUGAAGCAGGAAGACAAUGCAAUAAUUGAAAUCUCCCUAAAGCUAGCCAGUAUCUAUGCUGCUCAGAAUAGACAAGAAUUUGCUCUUGCUGGCUAUGAAUUCUGCAUUUCAACCCUAGAGGAAAAAAUUGAAAGAGAAAAGGAAUUAGCAGAAGACAUUAUGUCAGCGGAAGAGAAAGCCAAUACCCACCUCCUCCUGGGCAUGUGCUUAGAUGCCUGUGCUCGCUACCUUCUGUUCUCCAAGCAGCCAUCACAGGCACAAAGGAUGUAUGAAAAAGCUCUGCAGAUUUCUGAAGAAAUACAAGGAGAAAGACACCCACAGACCAUUGUGCUGAUGAGUGACCUGGCUACUACCCUGGAUGCACAGGGCCACUUUGAUGAGGCGUAUAUCUAUAUGCAAAGGGCAUCAGAGCUGGCAAGACAGAUAAACCAUCCUGAGCUACACAUGGUGCUCAGCAAUCUAGCUGCAAUUCUGAUGCACAGAGAACGAUAUACACAAGCAAAAGAGAUCUACCAGGAAGCACUGAAGCAUGCAGAGCUGAAAAGAGAUGAGAUUUCUAUACAACACAUCAGGGAAGAGUUGGCUGAGCUGUCAAGAAAAAGUACACCUUUGACUUAAUUUUAUCAAGCUCUGAAUCCAUUCUUAUUGUAGGGAGAAUAAUUUCUAGUAACCCAGAAGAAUAGCUGUUAUCCUAGUCUCUGUGGCACCCAAAUCAAUGGGUUAAAUCCUUUGUUCUUGAUAUUCAGGUUUCCUCAACUUAGUUUUGGUGAAGGACAGGUUGUAUACACUGCCAUUUUUGUUUUUUAAAGGAAAAACAACUUUCAGUCCUGACUGACCUUCGGGACUGCCGUCAAAUGAUGCUUUCAGUUGGAACAUACGAUUAGGUGCUGCUCCUGCUGAUCUAAGUAAAAUAUAAGAAGGGCUGGUUUUUCUCUAGGGUGUGGGUGUGUUAAUUCAGCCUGGCAUUUCUACCAGUAAGAUUUUGGCCCACUGAUUUGCUGCCCUUGCUUCUCUGACUUUAUCAAUAUCUGCAGACAGAACAGAAGUACCUGUCUCAAGGCAAAGGGGAAGUAAUGGUGAGUUGUUUUCCUUAUAAUCUGUUUCAUGAAGCACAGUAUAGGGUUUAAUGCAUAAAGGAAGAAAAGUAGUAUCUUAGUUUGCCGCCAGCAUCCAGCUUUAAAGUGGGAUUUAGGCACUUGAAGCUAUAGCACCCAUUUCAUUAGAAGUGAACCAUAUGUAUCUAGUUAUAUAUAACUAUUAAAAAAUGGGGGUGGGAGAAGGAAUGAUAUAACCUCUUGUCUGUCAGUGUUAUCUGAGCACUUGACUUCUUUGCAACCUUGGUCACACAACUGAGCCACCUCAAGUACUCUUUAAAAUUCAGCCUGCACCCUAGACCUCUGACUCAGAAUGGGGCUCUCCAAGGGUAGUAUUUAAAAACUCCCAGUAAUUCUGAUCUGUACCACUGGUAUAGUGGAACUACUGACCUGAAUCCUAGUCCUGGCUUUUUGAUCUUGGAUUUCAAUAUCCUCAUCUGUAAAAUGAGAUUCUUUUUUAGCUGUGGAAGAAGGUCUUUAGUCAGAUGACUUUAAAUGAAUAGACUGCUAUGUUGAAAGAGCUUUAUCACACUGCCUCAAACACAGAUGGACAGUCUUACCUCAGCAGUCUUACAAAUAAAUAGUUUUCUAGUACCACGAAAGAAUACUGAUCCUGUUGGUAUGCCUGUGGGGUGGGAUGUGAGUGGGGCUGAUAAACUGAUAUUUUUGGUUUGUAUGUACAUAAUGGAAGAAUCUUUUCAUAAUAAACUAGAGACUAUACA